This is a messenger RNA of Parnassius apollo (apollo), 459 nucleotides long. The record is from the annotation of a GenBank genome assembly. Lineage: Eukaryota; Metazoa; Arthropoda; Insecta; Lepidoptera; Papilionidae.
AUGGAAAAGCAAAGUAACGAAACAGCGUCACAAAAAGCUAAGCCGAAAAAAAGGAAGUCAAUAAAAGAUAUAGAUUUCGCAGAUGCGGGACCUUCAGACAUUGAUCAAUAUUAUAACGAUGAAACACUCAGAGAAGAAAAUUGGCCAGAUGAUUUAAAUUUUGAGAUGGAGACUUUAAAUUCUUUGGAAAAAUAUGAGAAUAAAGAAAUUUCAAAUGAAGUUAAAGAAUGCGAAAAUGGAAAUCCUCAUACCAAAACUAAAAAUAAAAGUGUGGGUAAAAAGAGUAAAGCAAAAGAAAAUAACCAAGGCUCAAAAGAAACUAAUAAGACUGAUGAUGACUCUAGUGUAGUAGGUAAUAUUAACAAAAAUUUAACAAAUACCACAGAAAUUGAAACACUACAAGAAAAUUACUGCAUAAAUGAUUCCGUGUUAGUCAGAUAUUACGUUAGAAAGACAUAG